UGUCCCCCGCCCCCACUAUGCUUUGCCUGAGUUCCAGCUCUGCUUCCUCUUCUAUUUACUGUCCAAAGUCCCGGGGGCAGGAGACGCCAGGUUAGAACCACUUGGACACUCAGACACACGGGCUUAGGGCCCUCGCCAGGACUAGCUCCAACCCUGCCUCUCCUCUUCUCAUCUAGUACCACCUGCCGCACUUCUCCUGGCUCCAGCCCCUCCUUUGCCCUGGGGCCUGGGCCGCCUGAGGGACCCAGCAGUCAGCUCUCCAUACCUCCAACAGCCCCAAACUCACCUCCAAUCUCAGACCCAACCCAAGCCAUCGCCUCAACCUACUCAGACCCUACAUUCCACCCCAUCCUCAGCCUCAACCUGAAUUGGCAUCUGAGCACAAGCAUCAGCGCUCAGCCUCAGCCCCAAGAGCAGCCUCGACCCAACUCCAGGUCCAGCUCCAGCCCUGGACCCAGCAUGGCAAAGGACUUUCAAGACAUCCAGCAGCUGGACUCGGAGGAAAAUGACCACCAGCUCGGUAGAGGUGAGGGGCCAGGCUCUUGGAGGCACCAUUCCAGGAGAGAAGAUCCAUUCUGGAAAGGAACACCCCAUCCGCAGCCCCUGCUGCUGCAGCGUCUCUGCUCCGAGCUCCGCCUCAGUCUGCUCGUCCUGGGCGUCAAUGUCUUGCUGCUGGUGGCCAUCUGUGUGAUUGGGUCCCAAAGAACACAGCUGCAAGUGGAGCUGUGGACCCUAAAAGAAACUUUCAGCAAUUUCUCCUCGAGCACCCUGGUGGAGAUCCGGGCUCUCAGCUCCCACGGAGGCAGUGCUGGUGACAAGCUGACAUCUCUGGAAGCCAAGCUGGAAAAACAGCAGCAGAACCUGAAAGCAGACCAUGACACCUUGCUCCUUCAUCUGAAGCACUUCCCAGUGGAUCUGCGCAUCCUGACUUGUCAGCUGGCAUCCCUCCAGAGCAACGGCACGGAAUGCUGCCCCGUUAACUGGAUGGAACAUGAAGGCAGCUGCUACUGGUUCUCUCGCUCUGGGAAGACAUGGCCCGAGGCUGAGAAGUACUGCCAGCUGGAGAACGCCCACCUGGUGGUCAUCAACUCCAGAGACGAGCAGAAAUUCAUUGUACAGCACACGAGCCCGUUUCGUAUCUGGAUAGGUCUCACCGACAGCGAAGGCCCCUGGAGAUGGGUGGAUGGCACAGACUAUAAGAGUAGCUACAAGAACUGGGCUGUCACUCAGCCAGAUAACUGGCAAGGGCACGAACAGGGAGGAGGUGAAGACUGUGUUGAAAUUCAUCCUGAUGGCCGCUGGAACGAUGACUUCUGCCAGCAGGUGCAUCGCUGGGGGUGUGAGAUGAAGCGGAACCUCACCAUCUAGGAGCCCUGAGCUCCGCAGA
Messenger RNA from Ceratotherium simum simum (southern white rhinoceros), 1387 nucleotides. RefSeq names its product asialoglycoprotein receptor 2. The record is from RefSeq and is a predicted model, not a curated record. NCBI's taxonomy places the organism in Eukaryota, Metazoa, Chordata, Mammalia, Perissodactyla, Rhinocerotidae.